UCUUAAAUUAUAAACUAAAUAGAAUUGAAGGAGUUAUAAAUGAAGAAUUAUCUCAAUCUUCAAUAUCAUAUUUAAACACUAGUUCUCUAAAUAGUUUUCAUAAUACAACAUAUCAAGAUAUCUUAUUAAUCCUAUUAACUACACCUCUAAGACCAUUGUUAGAUCUAAAAUCAAGAUCAAGUUCUCUAACUGAUUUUUCAUUUUUAUAG
This is a messenger RNA of Funneliformis caledonium, 209 nucleotides long. The record is from the annotation of a GenBank genome assembly. Lineage: Eukaryota; Fungi; Glomeromycota; Glomeromycetes; Glomerales; Glomeraceae.